Megalops cyprinoides (Indo-Pacific tarpon) is the source of this 7090-nucleotide messenger RNA. Its product is annotated as death-inducer obliterator 1-like. NCBI's taxonomy places the organism in Eukaryota, Metazoa, Chordata, Actinopteri, Elopiformes, Megalopidae. Gene Ontology annotation, cellular component: nucleus. The transcript is spliced from 16 exons. Bases 91 to 6918 code for a protein of 2275 amino acids. The record is from RefSeq and is a predicted model, not a curated record. Gene Ontology annotation, biological process: apoptotic signaling pathway; DNA-templated transcription.
CUUCCAGACCAGAAUCCAAACGGAAAACGGAUAACUUGAAGGAAAGCAUCUUGAGAGAGUAGAAAAGAAAAGAUUAGUGACUUCUCACCUAUGGUGGACCAUACGAGCUCUGGACUUACUCCAUCUCCAGGGUCAGGGCAAAUUCAGGAUCCCAUGGAUAUUAGCGCUCAAGUUUCAACAGUCUGUGAAAAAGGGGAACAUUGUAAAAUUGAUGCUGAAAAGUCAGAGGAGUCUGGAAAAUAUGUGAAGACGACCAGCAAGGAGUUCAAAAAGACUUGGGGAUUCCGCAGGACCACCAUUGUCCAAAGGCAGGUGUAUGCAGAUAUAGACACACAGAACAACAGGAAUGUGCAUCGCAGUGCCCGGCAGGCUAAGUCCAGGGGCAAGCUGGAGGGGUACCUUUCAACUGCAAAACGUGGACAAGGGGGGAGGAGGAGCACCCCUGCCUUCCUGGAGAGCUCCAAACCCCCUUCCCAGAUGCCAACAGACGCCGGCACUGCCUCAGAAGCCAGCUUUGACGGGUACAUAGAGGCCAAGACCACAGAGGUAUCUGCAGGUACUAGGUCACCCACAGAGACAAAGACUUGCAGGAUGGAAAUGACACGGAGUGGCAACGUCAGUGACGAUGAAGACAGUGAUGAGAUAACCCUGAAGGAACUGCAGGAGCAGCUGAAAAAGAAGAAGAACCUUAUGGAACAAAACAGAGAGGUCUGCUCUGUUGACAAGAAACAUGAAGACAGGAGCCUUUGCAAACCCGCAGCGGUUGAGCUCGGUGACAGGCAGCCAUCUGGAAGUCCAGUCACGGGAAUAACUAAGAAUUCAAUGCGCACCCGUAGUCCCAGAACCAGAGUGGGUAGAUAUCCCUUUACAGACAGUAAUGAGGAGGAAGGUACGGGUGAAGAAGAGUCUCGUGUUAAAUCCGACAGUGAUGGCUACGACCCCAAUGCUCUUUAUUGUGUUUGUCGGCAGAAGCACAACAAUAGGUUCAUGAUCUGCUGUGACCACUGUGAUGAGUGGUUCCACGGGGAUUGUGUGGGCGUCAGUGAGGCACGUGGCCGACUUCUGGAGAAGAACAGGGAGGAGUACAUCUGUCCCAAAUGCACCAUGCAGAAGAGCUGCCCAGCAAUCUCCAGUAGCUCUGAGGAUGACAAACAGACCACUGCAGUAACUGAGGAAACCUCAUUGCCAAGUCAGACAGUGCCCCCAUCUGGUGUUGAGGAGACAUCCAGUGAAGGGCAGAUGAUCAAGGGGAGAAUUGAGAGAACCACUAAUCCCUGUGGGAAAAAUAAAUUGAAAAUAUUCCAGCCGGUAUUGGAGGCUAGUUCGCUGUCCAAAUGUAUUGGGCCUGGCUGUGAUAAAAUUGCCUUACCAGACUCGGUUUACUGUGGUAACGACUGCAUCCUCAAACAUGCUUCAGCCACAAUGAAGUUACUCACCAACAUGAAGGAGCCAGUAUCCAGAGAGAAACCUAGUAUCCUAGCUUGGAAGAGACCUGUAGCAGAACCCACUGCCAAGCAUCAGAAGAGGUAUCUCCGAGAGAGGACGACAGGGAAGGAGUUGGCGGGGCCGUGCAGAAGGGUGGAGGAGGAAGAGUCUGACAGUGAGGGUGAAGUGGAGAUGGAGCAGGAGCCAGAUGCGCAGGCUUGGUCCAGCGACCAUAAUUACAAUGCAGUAAAGCCAGAAAACUCUACAGCUAUUCCAUCAUCUGUGUUUUAUAAGUCGUCUGGGAAGGAGAGAGAAGAAAGGGUUGGCAAAAAAGAACCUGGACCUUCACAGAAGCCAUCUCGGGUUGUGUCUGCCUUACUCAAGGAAAGUGAGAAGCGAUCAAUCCCUGGAGGCAUUCCCGCUAAGAAAAAGAAGCAAACGCCACCACCUUCAAUCUACGGCAGAGAUUCUAAGAAAUCCAGUUUUCACCGUAGGAAGUGUACCUCUUCUAAAUAUUCAAGCCCAGCAACUGCCCCCCAGCGUUCCAGCCAGUCAACCUCCAGGCAUUAUGUUUCCGGGGCUCUGCGAGUGAGCAAGACCACUUAUACUAUCCCCAAGAGGCUGCCUCAGCAGGAUUCUCCCCCAGCACCCUCCAUCUCUGUCUCUUCCUCUUCAAGUAGAGAGCCAGUGUCUUUGGCUCCCACACCUACCUCCAGGGCCUCCCAACUACAGCCCAAAAGCCAAAUCAGACAUAAUAUUCGCCGGUCACUUACUGAGAUCAUGUUCAAAAGGGUGAGUGACAGUGAUGGCCUACAUAUAUCUGCAAGUGAAGUUGGAAAACUUGCCAUCAGCAUUGAGAGGGAGAUGUACAACCUGUUCUUUGACACAGACAGCAAGUACAAGAACAAAUACAGAUCUAUCAUGUUCAGUUUGAAAGACCCUAAAAACAAGGAACUUUUCUAUAGGGUUAUCAUGGGUGAAGUCACCCCCUGCAAGCUUGUCAGAUUGAGCCCAGAGGAGCUCCUGUCUACGGAUAUGUCAAAAUGGAGACACAGGGAGGCCACUGAGGUUCUAGAACCCAGUCCCAAUGCCCAGCCAGAGCAUCAAAAACUGGACCUGAUGCAGGAAGCCCCUCCUAAUUUGGAUGAAGAGGAAUCUCCUCCCUUGAGUGGAGAUGAACAAGAAGAGCUCAGUCCCACAGCUACCCCGGUUAAGCACAGCCAGCCUAGUGUAGUGAAUUCUGUCCCUGAAAUCUUUAGCAGAAUGCUGAAGGACACGACUGCAGAGCAUAGGACUCACCUCUUCCACCUCAACUGCAAGAUCUGCACAGGCCAGAUGUCAGCAGAUGAGGAGCCCAUACCAAAGAAACUCAAACUCUCUGUGUCCUCGGCCACCAAAAGAACUGAAUUGAAAGAUAAGGAAGUGCCUUGCACUUCCAAGAGUGGAGAAUCUUUGGGCGAUGGAGUUUCUUGUCCUCCACUGGACAGCGAAAUAUCCAUUAUUGAAUCCCCAGCCUCCCCAGAUGACAGCAGCAGCACUGUGUCAUUGUCCCAGUCCUUUACUCCAGUCACCAUCCCUGAAGAGCCCACUGUCAGCAUCACAGGCCGGGAUCCACGCACAGCUAGCUACCGCCCUGCCAUUGCUGUCACCUCAGCUGUCUGCAGUGUAUCCACUAGCACUAAGUCUAUGCCUGACAUCAAGCCAGUUCUCCCUUUACCUCCACCUUCAUCCCCUGCUAUUCCUAAAUCUAUCCUGCGGAACCGUGCCUCUUCCCCACACAUACGAUUCUUUGGUACUUCCGGAUCCUCCUGCAGCAUGACGGACUCUCUGUCUUACUCCCCUCUGGAUGGGGAAUCAACUGUGUUCCUUUCAAAGCAAGAGAUAUUGUGGAAGGGCUUUAUCAACAUGCCAACAGUGGCCAAGUUUGUCACCAAGGCUUAUCUGGUUUCCGGGUCCUUUGAGUACUUGAAAGAGGAUUUGCCAGACACUAUACAAAUUGGUGGAAGGAUCUCCCCCAACACAGCGUGGGACUAUGUUGGUAAACUUAAGACAUCACUCUCAAAGGAGCUGUGCCUGAUCCGUUUCCACCCAGCAACAGAGGAAGAGGAAGUGGCGUACAUUUCCCUUUUCUCUUAUUUUAACAGCAGGGGCCGCUUUGGUGUGGUGGCCAACAACAGUCAUCACAUCAAAGACCUCUAUAUCAUCCCACUUGGUGCCAAAGAUUCCAUCCCCUCCAAACUCUUACCCUUUGAAGGGCCAGGGUUGGAGCAAACACGUCGUAAUCUUCUUCUGGGACUGGUUAUUUCCCAGAAACAGAAGUGCCCUAAAACCUGCCAAGAGGGUGAAAAAAAGCAUUCCAAGAUUCAUAUUCAAGAGACUGUUGACGAUAAUGUUCCAAGUCCACUUGUUCUUUCCGGCAACUACUUAAAACAGGACAAAGAUCAGCUCAACAAUCCAGAGAGGCCUAUUAGCAUAACCUCUCCUGGUUCCCCACCCUCCAUUGAGUCCUACUCAAGCUCCCUCCCAAAACCAUCAGUUCUGUCUCUGUUACCCUCUGUCAAAGCCUCUACCCCUGUCACCACUAACUCAGGCAGGGAUUCUCCAUCCUGCAUAUCUACCAUUGCUCCUCCUCCUACUCCACUCGAGACCAUCCUGAAAACACUGUUUGGUAAGAGGAAACCUGACCCUGAUGCCUCUUUUUCCCUCUCGGACAAAAGCUUGCCUGAGAGGGCGGUGCUGCCUACCCCACUGCUUGAUCCAAUAGUCCAACAGUUUGGUCAGAUUUCCAAUGUAGAAGUGAUAGAGGAAGAGGAAGAUGACAGGCCAUAUGACCCUGAGGAGGAAUAUUGCCCACGUGUCAGCUAUGAGAUGGAGACACCUUUACACAUGGCAAAAGCAUCUGAAGAUGGGAAAUCAGCCAAGAAUGAUUUUUAUGAUGAUGUAGCCUAUGACCCAGAGGAUGAAACUAUCUUUGAAGAAGUGAAAGGUGGCAUUAAUAGCAUCCCAGGCCUGACAAAGGCAAAAACUUUACCCGAAUUAGAGAAUUCUCUUGUAAGUGACUCCUCAAACUUAGCUGAACAACAGAAGAUGCUGGAGGAACUGGACAAGCAGAUCGAGGAGCAGGAACGGCAGUUGGCGGAGCAAGAGGAGGCGCUUCGUCAACAGAGAGCAGCUGUAGGGGUGUCUUUGGCCCACUUCUCUGUGUCUGAUGCGUUAAUGUCCCCACCCUCAAAAUCUUUACUAGCAAAUAGUCAGUUGCUACUACCAGGCAAAAUGGAAGAAGAACUGGUGGAGGAAACUCCACCCACUCAAGUAUUUAAUCAGAAAAGGGACCCAAGGCAGAGCAGGGAUCCCCGACAGGCAGCUGCUAAGAAGCUAACAUAUGACUCACUGGAAAAAGAGGAGAUUGUUUCAGGGGGUUCUGUGGAGGAUACAUCAUUACACCUAAAGAACUCGCAGUCAGACACAUCACAACCACCAGUGGUAUCACAGAAAGAGCCAGACCGUUUUCUGCAUACCAUAAGCUCAGACGUAUCCAUUCCUCUGCCUGGGGAAAAAACAGACCCUGAAAUGGAGGGUGAUACCCUACAGAGGAGUGCUCCUGCACAUACAGUUAAAAACAACAAAAAAACCAUAGAGGCUGAAAUUGAAAGUAACCCUUACACCAGUUGGCCUAAUUCUGCAAACAUGUUGAAAGGUAAAGAGAUAUCAAGUCUUGAGUCAAGCUAUUCUGAACAGUCUCGUGAACAUUCUCUGUCUAAUCCAGUCCAGACACCAUAUUACAGCAUACCAAGAAAUGAUACACCUCCACUGUCGUUUGAGGACCCUGGAAUCUGCUACGAUACAACAUUUACCAAUACAUCUAUGGCCAGUAGUCAGGCACCUGUCAAGCCACCCAUUGUGAGCUCUGAGCGUAUACUGUCUCGGUUUCCUUUACAGGCUCCAAUUGAGUCUCCCCCAUUGCAGCGAUCUCCACUCUUGCAGCAUGAACCUGACCAGAUUCAGUACAGAGAUCCAUCCCAGUUUAAGCCCCUAGGUCCCUGCCCACCUCUCCAUAACCAGUCAAGAGGUGGCCAUCAGCAAUUUGAUGACCCCCAAGAACAUCCACACCCAGCAAUGAUGGUACCAAGAGGUCCACAUCCAUGUCAACCUGUGGGUCAAAUGGGUCCUCUUAAUUGUGAUAUGCCCAUGAGUUCACUGCCACUCCAGAAUACUGGACAGAGAGGGCCACCUCCAGGACAGUUUGUAGAUCGUGAUAGUCCACCUCUUGAUGGACAAAAUGAUUCACAUCAGCAAAGCGUCAAGGCAUACCCUGCUUCAUAUAAUUAUUUUGGACCUAGAACUUCCCCUCCACAUUUUAUUGGACCUCACUCCAGACAGUGUAGUAAUAGAGACGCUUCACCCACUCAGUUUCAUGGUUCAAGAGAGAACCUCCCACCCUACACAUCCAGGGAUCCCAAUGAACAAGAAUAUAACAUAGGUUCUUAUCAACAGCACAUGGAGCAAAACCAAGGGCAGACUGUACCACACAUGUAUAGAGAAGAUCCGAUCCCUGUACAUGCACACUACAGGGGUCGAGUCCACCAUUUUGAAGGGCAGAGAGGUCAGGGCAGUGAAAUCGGAGAACAAUGCUUCACCCCACCAGGCCACUUUGGAGGUCCAAGAGCAUCUUUUUACCAUUAUAACAGUCAGAGAUUUCCUUUACCUCACCACAGAGGUUUUCUUGGAAAUCAGAGAUGCCCUUAUUCAUCCAAGUUCCAAGGACAGAGAGGGCCUCCACCCUUGCAGUUUGGAGGGCCUGGAGAUUAUCAGCCAAGCCAGUUCCUGGGAAAUGUAGAACAGCCACAAUUCCAUUUUGAUGGUAUGCGUCAUAAGUCAGUUGGAAGACCACUGCGCCGUUCUGGUCCUUUACUUCCCACUCCCCCUGAGGGUCCCAUUCAAGUGCCGAAUUGUAUAGGACACAGCCCUGACCCACGCCGGGAAGACUACUGGCAGCACUGUCAAAGUAUGAGGAGAAGAGGCGGCACCAGAGAUGAUUCUGAACCACACAACGAUGGAACCAGGGCGAGCAUGUUUGAGGGAUGCCACCAUGACAGGGUUAACAGUAAAAGUUCUUUCCAUUUGACUGAGGAGAGGCAGAGGGCAUUGUCUGAGGACAAGAGGAUAGAGUGGGAUGACAGACACAUCAGGAUGUCUGACAGGAAUCUGAGCACACUGUGGAGUAGGGAGCGAGAGCAUGACAGAGGCUUAGGAAGGGAGAGAGUCCAUAGCAGGGGAAGAGAAGCGGAAAGGCAUAGUCAUGGAGAUGGUGGUGAGAGGGACAGGAACCAUGAAAGAGACAGAGGUCGAAACAGAGACUGGGACAGGAGAGACUUUGACAGAGACAGAGUGAGGAACAGCGACCAGGAACAUAACAGGAGCAGGAGGCGUGAUCGGUCAAGGAGCAGAGAUCAUGAGCGAAGGGAAGAGAAUAAGAGCAAAGAAAAGGGAUAAGAAUUCAAAUCUGAAACUACCAACCAGAGUGAGAAACCAGGCAUCUGAAGCAGACAUCUGAAAUAAACCCACAUGAUUCUGAUUCUUUAAUGAAAAUGUCCAGGGGUUAAAAACACAAAAUAUGUGGUAGACUAGUUUGUAUAACUAAUUUAUCAUAUAUCUACGAUCACAA